Ochotona princeps (American pika) is the source of this 1260-nucleotide messenger RNA. It is a transcript of the gene EFHD1, whose product is annotated as EF-hand domain family member D1. Gene Ontology annotation, cellular component: mitochondrial inner membrane. Gene Ontology annotation, molecular function: calcium ion sensor activity. The record is from RefSeq and is a predicted model, not a curated record. The transcript is spliced from 4 exons. Lineage: Eukaryota; Metazoa; Chordata; Mammalia; Lagomorpha; Ochotonidae. Bases 280 to 993 code for a protein of 237 amino acids.
UCCAGGCUGGGUCCGGGGGCGCGCUCAGCCCCCGGUCCCGAGCCGCGGGCGGAGGCUGCGGGUCGCCUUGGCCGGGACGUGCGCACCUGUGUCCUCCCACCCGGCGGGCGGUACCCGAGCCCUGGCGCCUCCUUAAAGUCGCCGCUCCGCCCCGUUGCCCCGCCUUCCCACUUUCCUCCCAACCGCCCGCCCGGCGCGCGUCCCGCCGAGUGCCACAGCCUCGAGCCCGCGAGGAGCGCGCCGCUAGCCCGCUCCCAGGUGCUCCGAGCGACUGCCGCCAUGGCCAGCGAGGAGCUGGCGUGCAAACUUCGGCGCCGGCUGCAGCGCGAGAAGGCCGAGGAAGGAGACCCCCAGCCCGCACCCCUCGCCGCCCCGCUCCCGGAGCCCAAGCCCGAGCCUGCGGCCGUGGCGCUGCCGGCUAGCGCCGACGCCGAGCUGAGCGCGCAGCUGAGCCGCCGCUUAAACAUCAGCGAAGGCGCAGUGCGGCCCCGUCGCUGCAAAGUCUUCAACCCUUACACCGAGUUCCCGGAGUUCAGCCGCCGGCUCAUCAAGGACCUAGAGAACAAGUUCAAACUGUACGACUCUGGGCGGGACGGCUUCAUUGACCUCAUGGAGCUGAAGCUGAUGAUGGAGAAGCUGGGGGCCCCCCAGACCCACCUGGGACUGAAGAGCAUGAUCAAGGAGGUGGACGAGGACUUCGACGGCAAGCUCAGCUUCCGGGAGUUCCUGCUCAUUUUCCACAAGGCUGCGGCCGGGCAGCUACAGGAAGACAGUGGGCUGAUGGCGCUGGCCAAGCUCUCGGAGAUUGAUGUGGCCCUGGAGGGCGUCAAAGGUGCCAAGGACUUCUUCGAAGCCAAGGCCCGCGCCCUGUCCUCUGCCAGUAAGUUUGAAGCUGAGCUAAAGGCUGAGCAGCAUGAGCGGAAGCGAGAGGAGGAGGAGAGGAGGCUCCGCCAGGCGGCCUUCCGGGAACUGAAGGCCACUUUUAGUACAUAGUCCAGCCAGCCUUGACUGCCAUCCACAGCUGUGCCUUACUCCCUAGGAGGACAUGGCCGGGCAUGUCCACCGUGAGCCAGCUACCUACCGCCCCAUGCCAACUCUUUAGCCUUGUAGGGGUGGCAAGGGGCUGCGUCUCUCCUUCACAGUAACCUGGGAUGGUCAAGUGUCCCGCUCUCCUCUCUGUCCUCCUUACCCUUCGCUGGGGCCAGAUGUGCCACCUCCUCUUGGUGGCCUGCCUUGUUGCCCGUUGCUGAUCAUCACCCA